This is a messenger RNA of Botrytis deweyae, 882 nucleotides long. RefSeq lists its product as uncharacterized. NCBI's taxonomy places the organism in Eukaryota, Fungi, Ascomycota, Leotiomycetes, Helotiales, Sclerotiniaceae. The transcript has 3 exons. Bases 1 to 882 code for a protein of 293 amino acids. The record is from RefSeq and is a predicted model, not a curated record.
AUGGAACUUCAGCGUUUUAUACCCAAAGACCUCCCGGGAAUAUAUGAAGAUUUCAGCUUGUUGCACGCAAAUCUCAAGGCGCUUGAUGAACGCGUCCGCCGUCUCGGAAGCAAUUCAAAACGCGCUAGAGCUAUCGAAAUACUAAGAUAUGUCAUUACUAGAAGGGAUGAGGAUAUCGCUUCAGAGAGAAUCAGGAUCAGUGACAUGGAGGUCUACUGGAAGAACGUGGAGAGGGCGAAAAUGACUGUAUUGAAUCAGAAUCCGCCGGGUAGUCAAGGACAUAAAGCUGCUCGAGAGGAGCAAAACAAAGCGUGCCAUCAAAUUUACGAGUACCAGACAAAGCUCCCAACGAGGCUUCGAGAUUAUAGUGAGUAUUUGGAGUCUUGCGAGAAAGUACUCGACAAUUGGACUAUUCACGACCGUCGUAUCAUGGACUUAUUGCAAUUGAUAAGAAAUCUCAGAGGUGUCCCGGACAGCUCAUAUCGUGAAACUCGUGCCAGUUGCCAAAACGAAGCUCAAAAGUUGAGGAACGAAAUCCGGUAUGACGAGAAAUCCUUGGGCAAUGAGAAAGAAAAACUUGAGCACGAAAUUGAAUGGACAUCUAGAAAGGAUUUGAGAAUAAAAUUGGGGCAAGAAUUUGGAGUUCCUCUGAACGGAAGAGAUCAUCAGAUUGUUAAGAACUUGAUGGAUGGUGCUCUGCAGGAGAUAUCCGAUAAAUUUGAAGGUGUGGGAAAGAUCAGAGUGUGGAGCCUGAGCACAGAUAGAGAAUAUCUGGAUCGAUUGAUCAGCUACUUAAAGCCAGGUCAUCGUAUGCAUACAUUCAGGAUUAAUCCAGACAUAAAGAAAUGCUACAGAGGCGUUGCUCACGACUGGGAUUCAUAA